This is a messenger RNA of Eufriesea mexicana, 1088 nucleotides long. RefSeq names its product junctional adhesion molecule A. NCBI's taxonomy places the organism in Eukaryota, Metazoa, Arthropoda, Insecta, Hymenoptera, Apidae. The record is from RefSeq and is a predicted model, not a curated record. Gene Ontology annotation, cellular component: neuron projection membrane. Bases 1 to 894 code for a protein of 297 amino acids. The transcript has 6 exons. Gene Ontology annotation, biological process: synapse organization.
AUGUACCGGAAACGAUGGACCGUGAAGGCGCUGCGAAUGGAUUUACGGUAUGGCGGCAAUGGGAGCGGCUGCUGCGCGCCGGCCCUGGCCAAGAUGAUCUGCAUUUUCUUCUUCUCGAUACUGUUGCACGAGGAGGUCGUUCACAGCACCCGUUUGAUCGAAGCGGACACGUUCCAAGAAUGGCCGACGCUGGACUCGAACCCUUACUUUGACACUGUGGUUCCGUCGAACGUGACAGGUCUCGUUGGGAAGACCAUUCAACUCGUCUGUAAAGUGAAAAAUUUGGGAAACAGAACCGUAUCAUGGGUAAGGCAUCGAGAUAUCCACUUGCUGACAGUGGGUCGUUACACUUACACGAGCGACCAGCGUUUCGAGGCUAUGCACACGCCGCACACGAAGGAGUGGACGCUGACGAUACGGUACCCUCAGAAGAAGGACUCCGGUAUUUACGAAUGCCAAAUAUCCACCACUCCACCUAUCGGAUACUCCGUGUACCUCACCGUGGUUGAACCGGUGACAGAGAUCGCAGGGGGUCCAGAUUUGUUCAUCAACAAGGACAGCACGAUAAACCUGACAUGUCUGGUGAAAUAUGCUCCGGAGCCACCGUCCACGAUCGUCUGGAGUCACAAUUACGAGGCGAUUAACUUCGACUCGCCAAGGGGCGGCAUCAGCCUGGUCACGGAGAAGGGGCCCGUGACUUCCAGUCGUUUGCUUAUUCAGAAAGCCAUCGAAAGGGACUCCGGAUUGUACACCUGCUCGCCCAACAACACGCACGCCAACAGUGUGCGGGUUCACAUCGUCAAUGAGCAUCCAGCAGCGAUGCAUCACGGCAGUGGCGACAGAGUGGCUGCGACCUUACUUACCCUCGUUCUACUUCUUUUCAUGAUCAUUUAGCCGGUGCUCGGUUUUUAUGCAGGGUUUUAACUGCCGUGCAAAUUGCGCGUCAUCGACCCAAAUCGAUCGAGUUUAUCUUCGUUCCGGGGACAAACGUCAACUUCCUAUAGCCCGUCUGAGCAUCGGUUUCACAUCGAUCAUAGGGAUAUAUUUUCAAAUAGAAUGCUACUUUAUAGAUAGCUUAUGAAAAUCCU